Messenger RNA from Hordeum vulgare subsp. vulgare (domesticated barley), 1555 nucleotides. Its product is annotated as mitogen-activated protein kinase kinase kinase 17-like. Lineage: Eukaryota; Viridiplantae; Streptophyta; Magnoliopsida; Poales; Poaceae. Gene Ontology annotation, biological process: protein phosphorylation. Gene Ontology annotation, molecular function: ATP binding; protein kinase activity. The transcript has a single exon. The coding region runs from base 152 to 1555 and encodes 467 amino acids. The record is from RefSeq and is a predicted model, not a curated record.
UACAAAGCCUUCCUUUCUCCCCCUCCCUCCACUUCCUAUAUAUACGCACGCCUGCCAAAAAAAGAACCCAUCAGAAAUUCAGCAGGCCACAAGCAAGCUCGAGAUCAUCAGAGUCCCAAUUCGCAACACAGAAGAAAGGAAAGAAGAGAAGAUGGCCAUGUCCACCGUGGGCAAGCAAUGGACGCGCGUGCGCACGCUCGGCCGCGGCGCGUCGGGGGCCGAGGUCUUCCUCGCCGCGGACGACGCCUCCGGGGAGCUCUUCGCGGUCAAGUCCGCCGCGGGGGCGGCCUGCGCGGCGGCGCUCAGGAAGGAGCGGUGCGUGAUGGCUACCCUCAGCUCCCCGCGCAUCGUAUCUUGCAUCGGCGGCCGUGGCGCCGGCGACGGCUCUUACCAGCUCUUCCUCGAGUUUGCCCCCGGCGGCUCGCUGGCUGAGCAGGUGGCGAGCAACGGGAGGCUCGACGAGCGCUCCGUCCGUGGCUACGCGCUCGACGUGGCGGCCGGGCUUGCGUACCUGCACGCAGCCGGGAUGGUCCACGGGGACGUCAAGUCGAGGAACGUCGUCAUCGGCGCCGACGGCCGCGCCAAGCUCGCGGAUUUCGGGUGCUCGAGGAAGUCGGGCGCUGACGUGCCAAUCAUCGGCGGCACCCCGGCGUUCAUGGCGCCGGAGGUGGCGCGGGGCGAGGAGCAGGGCCCCGCGGCAGAUGUCUGGGCGCUCGGCUGUAUGGUUGUUGAGAUGGCCACUGGACACGCGCCGUGGAGCGGCAUGGACGGCAACGCGCUCGCGGCGCUGCACCGGAUCGGGUAUACGGAGGCCAUGCCCGAGGUUCCCGAAUGGUUGUCCGCCGACGGGAAGGACUUCUUGGCCAGCUGCCUUGUCAGGCAGGCCAGCGGCCGGUGCACCGCGGCGCAGCUGCUGGAGCACCCGUUCUUGGCCUCCGCCAUCGUCGAGGCGAAGCCGCAAGCCGUGGCGAGCAAGUGGGUGUCGCCAAAGAGCACCCUGGACGCAGCAUUUUGGGAGUCAGAGUCCGACAGUGAGGAGGCGGAGCACGACAGCACGGCCGAGGUGAGGAUCAGGGCAUUGGCCUGCCCUGCGUCGGCGCUCCCGGACUGGGACUCCGACGAGGGAUGGAUCGAUGUGCUCUCCGCGCCAACCGUGGCACCCGAGGCAGCGGCCGACGAGACGACAGACAUGGACGACGAGGCGAUCACAAAUGAAGAACCCAGCGGCGCAGAGCCCGGCGUUCUCGGCAUUAUCGUGGACCAGGAGCGCAGCGGUGUCGUCAGUGCGGUAGAAGGGUACUCUGAUUCAGUCAGGCACAGUCGUAGGCAUCGGUGUUUGGGUGAUUUAGCUUCUCACCAAAUAUUAUCGUGUAAAUCGUGUUUUUGCAACAGAAUCAGCAAUGCAAAAGAUUUCGUUCUUGCACAAGCACUCUGUAGUUUGUUUGUCCGCUCAUGCUUCCACCUCUACCCUCAUUGCGACACGUUCGAUCGGGCGCGGAUGAAAUUGACAUGCUACUUCGCCGGUGCAAACCAGUACCACGUGGCGUGGCCAUGA